Branchiostoma floridae (Florida lancelet) is the source of this 2438-nucleotide messenger RNA. Its product is annotated as beta-1,3-galactosyltransferase 1-like. The transcript has a single exon. NCBI's taxonomy places the organism in Eukaryota, Metazoa, Chordata, Leptocardii, Amphioxiformes, Branchiostomatidae. Gene Ontology annotation, cellular component: membrane. The record is from RefSeq and is a predicted model, not a curated record. Gene Ontology annotation, molecular function: N-acetyl-beta-D-glucosaminide beta-(1,3)-galactosyltransferase activity. The coding region runs from base 298 to 1509 and encodes 403 amino acids.
UGAUGUCAACAAAAGCAGAACUACCCCGACAUACGCACGACAUUUUUGAUCGAAAUCGGCGGGCAUAGCGGACGUGGCAAGCUGUUGAAUUUGUCCUUUUCUAGCUGCCCUAGUUCUACAUCCAGACAUCGCCUUUAGAAGACGUCGUCCAAUACGGACCAUAACCGGGGCACAUGACAUGACUAGUCGGCGAAGAAGAGCGCUGGCCGGGCCGGUACGUUUGAACCGGACAGGUUUGUUGUGAUACCUCGUUCGACCGCUCUGUUGUACUGUUUCCAGUACAACAAUUACUCUACCAUGUCCUACGGGAAAGGUUUUCCUGCCAGAAUGAUGCGGCAUUUCUUAGUUCUGAUGCUGUUUUCCGUGGCAACAUUCACGUUGAUAUCGUUGCACACCAACAGUGUGAACGAUGUGCAGCAAGAUUUGGCGGGAAACCGUCAACCUUAUCUUGUCAAGAACAAGGGAAUAUACGAGCAGCAAAUGCAGGAAAGAGGCGAACGUUUCGCUCGGGGAAUAAAACUACUGCAAGCAGAAGAAGAAUCACAACUGGAAUACCAAGUCGGACGGAGCUUGAAAAAGGCGGGAUCGCGAAGUCCAGAGUCCAAACCUGAGGGAACCCGACGGUACACAGACGCAGUGUUUGAUUUGGAUGUCCUGGACGAUCCUUUCAGUGAUAAGCCGAGCUGUCGAGGCAACUCGGAACUUCUUCUGCUUAUUUUGGUCACCAGCGCUCCCGGAAAUGUCGACCGAAGAAAAGCGAUUCGCGCCACUUGGGGCAAUAAAAAGGCGGGAGACUCUUGGAGAAAGUACGGAGACAAACCGGCUAGAUGGAAAACUGUUUUCCUGUUGGGAAAAACUCCUGAGAACCCCUCCUUAAAUUUCCUACUCGAGAAGGAGGCGCGGGAAAAUGAAGACAUGCUAUUUGGAGACUAUAUCGACUCUUACCGUAAUUUAACCUUGAAGGUUCUUCACGGAUUUAAGUGGGCCAGGGACGAAUGCGAGCCCGAAUUCGUCUUAAAAACGGACGACGAUUGUUUCAUCAACACGCCUUUAUUUCUGAAAAUGUUGCAAGAACACAGACCGUACAAGACAGACUUCUACACUGGAAGCGUCUUCGAAGGGCACAAACUUGCUGUCAUUCGAGACCCGCGUAGCAAGUGGCAUGUGAGUGAAGACGAACAUCUCUCGGACAGUUACGCGCCUUAUGCAAGUGGUAUCGGCUACAUGCUAUCCAGACCAGCUUUGGAGAAGAUUUUGGACAUGGUGAAGUUUGUUCCACCGUUUCCAAUAGAAGAUGCGUACAUAGGGACACUGGCGAACGAGGUUGGGAUAAUUCCUCUGGACAGUGGUAGGUUUUCCCUACACCACGGCAUGUGGCGGACAUGUAACUAUCUGUAUCUGUUAGUGGUGCAUCAUAUGCCCAUAGAGGAUCUUCCUGUAACAAUGCAGAAAGUACGGGACGCACCGUUACAGUGCAGGGGGAGUGCAGUGCAUGGUACAUGGGAUUGAACCUGCCCAGGGGUCGACCAUUUACAAAGAAAGGGGAGGGCAGUGAAGAGUCAGAAAAAGAUGGUUAAGAAAUACAUAUCGAUUAUUGAGGGUGAGAAAAUUUAUAGAGUUUAUUUUAUUAACAUAACAGGAGUUGAGAAUGUUUCAUGAGUUGAGCACAAUAUGAAGUGAAUUGUCCCUGGUGAAAUUUGAUAUCCAUCCUCAAAUAUCCCCCACAAUAGCCUCCUAAAGCCAAGAGGGAUGAUGCAAACGUUGGGAAAGACUGUAACUCUAGGAGACUGCAUCAGGAUUCGUAAUCCAGAGGAUGUUUUAUUGUACUUGGUAAUCCGAAGCUCAUGUGUAUUUUGGGUCUGAUGAAUGAUUUAUAACUGUUAAUGCACAUAACAGUCCUAUUUGCUUGACACACAUUGUUACCAUAGGCUGGCUUCCUUCAAAGUCAUUUAGAACACCCUACCAAGAAUGUUCUAUCAAAUUGCACAAGACUUUAUUUUAGUUAUGCUCUUCAACCAAACCAAUUUUCAUUUUAGUUCUAAUCUUAAAAAAAAAAAACUGACGGGUGACUUUGUACUGAUAGUGCAAUAUAAAUUUAUCCCAAAUUUUAAAUUGUAAACCCAUAGAAAUUGAUUGACAGCCAGUAUCAAAAUUCCAUAUUGUACCAUUCAUUUUUGAAAGCAUGUGCAUAAUGACCAUGUAUGGUGUAUUAGUGAAAGAAACCAUGACAAAUUUAAAGUUUAAUAACUUCUCAAAUAUUGUUGUAACAAAUUGGUGCAAUGUUGAGUUGCAUGCCAGUGUGUGUACCAUGUAAAGUACUACAGUCAAACCUGCCCAAUACAACCACUCACAGGACCAAUAAAAUCUGGUCUGUUGGACAGGUGGUCACUAUUGUCUUGAUAAGAUUCUUAAUGCUGGUGGAAAUCUUGUACAGGUUU